Tupaia belangeri chinensis (Chinese tree shrew) is the source of this 6562-nucleotide messenger RNA. It is a transcript of the gene MYO9B, whose product is annotated as myosin IXB. Lineage: Eukaryota; Metazoa; Chordata; Mammalia; Scandentia; Tupaiidae. Gene Ontology annotation, biological process: lamellipodium morphogenesis; actin filament-based movement; intracellular signal transduction. Gene Ontology annotation, molecular function: actin filament binding; ATP binding; ATP hydrolysis activity. Gene Ontology annotation, cellular component: lamellipodium; ruffle; actin filament. The record is from RefSeq and is a predicted model, not a curated record.
CUCACCUCCUUUCCAGCUCCAGGACGCUGGCGCCCCGAGCCCGGAAGGCAUGCUGAAGCCAGGCGGCCGGCAGGAUGAGUGUGAAAGAGGCUGGCCGGGAGCAGGCGGCCUACCACCUGCACAUCUACCCGCGGCUGUCCGCCACCGAGAGCCAGGCCUCCUGCCGGGUGACGGCCACCAAGGACAGCACCACCUCCGACGUCAUCCAAGACGCCAUCGCCAGCCUGCAGCUGGACGGCACCAAACGCUACGUGCUGGUGGAGGUCAAGGAGUCCGGCGGGGAGGAGUGGGUGCUGGACGCCAACGACUCGCCCGUCCACCGCGUGCUGCUCUGGCCCCGGCGGGCGCAGGACGAGCACCCGCAGGAGGACGGCUACUACUUCCUCUUGCAGGAACGCAACGCCGAUGGCUCCAUCAAAUACGUGCACAUGCAACUGGUGGCCCAGGCCACGGCCGCCCGGCGCCUGGUGGAACGCGGGCUCCUGCCCCGGCAGCAGGCGGACUUUGACGACCUGUGCAACCUCCCCGAGCUGACCGAAACCAACAUCCUAAAGAACCUCAAACACCGCUUCCUGCAGCAGAAGAUCUACACGUACGCGGGCAGCAUCCUGGUGGCCAUCAACCCCUUCAAGUUCCUCCCCAUCUACAACCCCAAGUACGUGAAGAUGUACGAGAACCAGCAGCUGGGCAAGCUGGAGCCGCACGUGUUCGCGCUGGCCGACGUGGCCUACUACGCCAUGCUCCGGAAGCGCGUCAACCAGUGCAUCGUCAUCUCCGGGGAGAGCGGCUCCGGUAAGACGCAGACCACCAACUUCCUGAUCCACUGCCUCACCGCGCUCAGCCAGAAGGGCUACGCCAGCGGCGUGGAGAGGACCAUCCUGGGCGCCGGCCCCGUGCUGGAGGCUUUUGGAAAUGCCAAAACAGCCCACAACAACAACUCCAGCCGGUUUGGAAAAUUCAUCCAAGUCAACUACCUGGAGAGCGGCAUUGUGAGAGGAGCCGUUGUGGAAAAAUACCUGCUUGAAAAGUCUCGCCUGGUCUCUCAGGAGAAGGACGAGAGGAACUACCACGUGUUUUAUUAUUUGUUACUCGGCGUCACGGAAGAAGAACGCCAAGAAUUUCAGCUCAAGCAGCCUGAAGAUUAUUUCUACCUCAACCAGCAUAACUUGAAGAUUGAAGAUGGGGAAGACCUGAAACAUGACUUUGAAAGGCUCAAGCAAGCCAUGGAGAUGGUGGGCUUCCUCCCCACCACCAAGAAGCAGAUCUUCUCCGUCCUCUCGGCCAUCCUGUACCUGGGCAACGUCACGUACAAGAAACGAGCCACGGGCCGUGACGAGGGCCUGGAGGUCGGGCCCCCCGAGGUGCUGGACACGCUCUCCCAGCUCCUGAAGGUGAAGCGGGAAAUCCUGGUGGAGGUCCUGACCAAAAGAAAAACGGUGACUGUCAACGACAAGCUCAUCCUUCCCUACAGUCUCAGUGAGGCUGUCACUGCCCGCGACUCGAUGGCCAAGUCUCUGUACAGCGCCCUAUUCGACUGGAUCGUGCUGCGGAUCAACCACGCCUUGCUCAACAAGAAGGACAUGGAAGAGGCCGUCUCGUGCUUGUCCAUCGGCGUCCUGGAUAUCUUUGGGUUCGAGGACUUCGAGAGGAACAGUUUCGAGCAGUUCUGCAUCAACUACGCCAACGAGCAGCUCCAGUACUACUUUAACCAGCACAUCUUCAAACUGGAACAGGAGGAGUACCAGGGCGAGGGUAUCUCGUGGCACAACAUCGACUACACGGACAACGUGGGCUGCAUCCACCUGAUCAGCAAGAAGCCCACCGGCCUCUUCUACCUGCUGGACGAGGAGAGCAACUUCCCCCAUGCCACAAGCCAGACCCUGCUGGCCAAGUUCAAACAGCAGCACGAGGACAACAAGUACUUCCUGGGCACCCCGGUCAUGGAGCCCGCGUUCAUCAUCCAGCACUUCGCGGGCAAAGUGAAGUAUCAGAUCAAGGACUUCCGGGAGAAGAACAUGGACUACAUGCGGCCCGACAUCGUGGCCCUACUGCGCGGCAGCGACAGCUCGUACGUGCGCGAGCUCAUCGGCAUGGACCCCGUGGCCGUGUUCCGCUGGGCCGUGCUGCGGGCGGCCAUCCGGGCCAUGGCCGUGCUCCGGGAGGCCGGGCGCCUGCUGCGGGCGGAGAGGGCCGAGAAGGCUGCAGGUACGGACAGUCCCAGCGCCCAGAGUCACCCAGUAGAGCUGCCUAAAGGAGCCAACACCCCAUCGGAAAAGCUUUACCGUGACUUGCAUAAUCAAAUCAUCAAGAGCCUCAAAGGAUUGCCCUGGCAGGGCGAGGACCCCCGUAGGCUCCUCCAGUCCCUCGGUCGACUCCAGAAACCCCGCGCCUUCUUCCUGAGAAGUAAAGGUAUCAAACAAAGGCAGAUCAUUCCAAAGAACCUGCUGGACUCCAAGUCCUUGAAACUCAUCAUCAGCAUGACCCUCCAAGACCGCACCACCAAAUCUCUGCUACACGACCGCACCACCAAAUCUCUGCUGCACCUGCACAAGAAGAAGAAACCACCAAGCAUCAGUGCCCAGUUCCAGACAUCCCUUAACAAGCUCUUGGAGGCGCUGGGCAAGGCCGAGCCCUUCUUCAUCCGCUGCAUCCGCUCCAACGCUGAGAAGAAAGAGCUAUGCUUCGACGAGGAGCUGGUUUUGCAGCAGCUGCGCUACACGGGAAUGCUGGAGACCGUGCGCAUCCGGAGGUCAGGCUACAGCGCCAAGUACACGUUCCAGGACUUCACGGAGCAGUUCCAGGUGCUGUUGCCCAAGAAUGCCCAGCCCUGCAGGGACGUCAUCGCCGCCCUCCUGGAGAAGAUGAACAUAGACAAGAAGAGCUACCAGAUCGGCAAGACCAAGGUCUUCCUGAAGGAGACAGAGCGGCAGGCCCUGCAGGAGACACUGCACCGGGAGGUCGUGCGGAAGAUCCUUCUCCUACAAAGCUGGUUCCGGAUGGUUCUGGAACGCCGGAACUUCCUGCAGAUGAAACGGGCAGCCACCACCAUCCAGGCCUGCUGGCGGUCCUACCGUGUCCGGAGGGCGCUGGAGAGGACGCAGGCAGCUGUGUACCUGCAGGCUGCGUGGAGGGAACGGGCGGCCUACCGGCGUCGGAGACAGAGCAUCAUCCGCCUGCAGAGCCUCUGCCGGGGGCAUCUGCAGCGCAAGAGCUUCAGGCAGAUGGUCACCGAGAAGCAGAAGGCGGAGGAGCGGGAGAGGGAAGCUCAGCAGGCGGCAGCAGCCAAAACCAUCCAGGACGAGCCAGUCCAGGCAGCCACCGAGGGGCCAGUGGCCGAGCAGGCCCCGGAGCCAUUGCAGGACAGCGAGCUCCCAGCAUCAGAGCCCGAAGUGGGACCCAGCGAUGCAUCCCCGGCAGAGAGCACCUCAGUGGAGGAGGCGGCCCCCCGGAGCCCAGAGAAGGUUGUCCCUCCGCAGAAAGCCACAGCGACUGAAAGUCACGAGAAAGUCCCCAGCAGCCGGGAGAAGCGUGAGUCGCGCCGGCAGAGAGGGCUGGAGCACGUGCAGUUCCAGAACAAACACAUCCAGUCCCAUAAGGAAGAGAGCAGCCUCAGAGAACCUUCUAGAACAGACAUCCUAGAGCCACAGGAGGGCCUCCCAGAAGACAAAAAGGAGAGCAGAGAUGAAACCCCUUCAGACGCAGGGGUGGAGAGCGAGAACGCUCCCCCCGAAAAGCAGCUCAUGGACCAGCCUGAGGCCACAGCGGUGGAUGAGGUGUCCAGAGAGGCCGAGGCCGCACCCCCAAGCCAGAGCCCCACACCCGGCCCUGUGGAGCGGCCGACCAGCCUGGCCCUGGACAGUAGGGUCAGCCCUUCUCCUCCCGGCAGCACCCCCGAGACUCCCAAGGACAAAAGCAAACCUCGUGGUGGCCCCAGGACUCAGGACAGGCCCGAGAGUCCCGGAGGCUCCACCCAGAUCCAGCGGUACCAGGACCCCUACUCCGAACGGCUAGCCACGGCUGUGGAACUGUGGCGUGGCAAGAAGCUGGUGGCCACCGGUGGCCCCAGUGCCCUGCUCAGCCAGUCCCUGGACCUCAGUGAGAGGCACCGCGCCUCGGGGGCCACCCUCACACCCACAGAGGAGAGGCGGAUCUCCUUAUCCACCAGCGAUGUCUCCCGGCUCCUCCCGUCUCCAGCCAAGACUCAGCCUUCCUCGGAAACCACGGACGGGGAGCUGACCUCGAAGAAGCCGGCUGUCCAGAAAAAGAAAUCGGGCGACGUGUCCUCCGGCGCGGACGCAGGGCUGUCCCCGGUCUCCCAGACCGACUCUAAGUCCACAUUCAAGAGACUCUUCCAGCAUAAAACCAAGGAUAAAAAAUACAUCCUGGAGGGCGUAGAGGAGGUAGAGAACACUGUGUCCGGGCACGUCGUACUGGAAGCUGCGACCACGAAGAAGAGUCUAGAAGCCCCCUCCAGCCACCAGCACCGGCACGCAGCAGGCGAGAAGCACGCCAAGGAGCCGGGAGGCAAAGGGAAGAAGAACCGGAACCUCAAGAUCGGCAAAAUCACCGUGUCCGAGAAGUGGCGGGAGUCGGUGUUCCGCAAGAUCACCAACGCCAACGAGCUCAAAUACCUGGACGAGUUCCUGCUCAACAAGAUAAAUGACCUGCGCUCCCAGAAGACUCCCAUCGAGAGCUUAUUUAUUGAAGCCACCGAGAAGUUCAGGAGCAACAUCAAAACCAUGUACUCCGUCCCGAACGGGAAGAUCCACGUGGGCUACAAGGACCUGAUGGAGAACUACCAGAUCGUCGUCAACAACCUGGCCACCGAGCGGGGCGAGAAGGACACCAACCUCGUCCUCAACCUCUUCCAGUCGCUGCUGGACGAGUUCACCCGCGGCUACACCAAGAACGACUUUGAGCCGGUGAAGCAGAGCAAAGCUCAGAAGAAGAAGCGGAAGCAGGAACGCGCUUGUGACGUUGUCCGGUCCCAGCCAAUGGGACCUGGGGAACCCCUCUGUAACGACCAUCCCCUUUUCCCUCCACCCUGUGACCUCGUAGUGUGCAAGAUGACCUGCCACAAGAAGUGUGUGCACAAGAUUCAAAGCUAUUGCUCGUACACGUGCGGGAGGAAGUGGCCUCCCCCAGAGCUGCCGGAGAAGCAGGAGCAGCUGGCCGCCAUUUAUGCCGUCCUGGAGCACCUGCCCGAGGCCAACCACAACUCCCUGGAGAGGCUCAUCUUCCACCUUGUGAAGGUGGCGCUGCUGGAGGACGUGAACCGUAUGUCACCCGGAGCCCUGGCCAUCAUCUUCGCUCCCUGCCUCCUGCGCUGUCCCGACAACUCGGACCCUCUGACCAGCAUGAAGGAUGUCCUUAAGAUUACCACGUGUGUGGAGAUGCUGAUCAAGGAGCAGAUGAGGCGGUACAAGGUGAAGAUGGAGGAGAUCAACCAGCUGGAGGCCGCGGAGAGCAUCGCCUUCCGCCGGCUGUCCCUGCUGCGGCAAAGCACUCCAUGGCCUUUCAAACUGGGGUUCUCGUCUCCCUAUGAGGGGGUCCUGAAUAAGAGCCCCAAGGCCCGAGGGAGCCAGGACAGCGGCCCGGAGGAGCUGGAGGUGCUGCCGGAAGAGGAGGCUGCCGGCGGCGACGAGGACCGGGAAAAGGAGAUCCUUAUUGAGCGGAUCCAGUCCAUCAAAGAAGAAAAGGAGGACAUCACCUACCGGCUGCCGGAGCUGGACACGCGGGGCUCGGACGAGGAGAACCUGGACUCGGAGACGUCGGCCAGCACCGAGAGCCUGCUGGACGAGAGUGCCGGCCGGGCGGCCCCCGAAGGGCCCCCUGCACCUGCUCUCCCUUGCCCCGCUGCGCCCACCCCGAGUCCCCUCCCCACGGUGGCCGCCCCUCCACGACGAAGACCCUCGUCCUUCAUAACGCUCAGAGUGAAGACCCCCCAGCGGACCCCAAUCAUGCCCACGGCCAACAUCAAGCUCCCGCCCGGCCUGCCCUGCCACCUGCCCGGCUGGAUGCCACACGCCCCAGUGGCCACGGCCCCCGUGAGGCGUCGAGAGCCACCUGCCCGCCGCCCGGACCAGGUGCACUCCGUGUACGUCACGCCCGGGGCGCACCUGCCCGUGUUGGGUACUCUGGAGACGCUGGAUGAGGACGACCGGCCCCCUGGGGCCAAGCGGAGGUACUCAGACCCCCCCAAGUACUGCCUGCCCCCCGCUUCGGGCCAGACGAACAGCUGAGGACCUGCAGCUGACAAAGUCGCGUGUUCGAGGAUGGCCCCUGCAAAGGAGCUGGGGGCUGGAGCUGCGUCCCGCGCUCUGCAAAGAAUCCAGAAUGAAAAACGGCCAAGAGCGAUUGGGACGUCGGACUCAGGGUGCCAAGUGAAGGCAGGGAGCCCGGCCUCACCGCAGUGCCCUCACGUCGCUCUGACGCCCCCCUGCCAGGAACGCAGAGCCUGGACUGGCAGGCGGGAAUUUUCCUUUCCCUUUUUGUACGUUUUUACGGUAACUUUCUUUGUACGUGGUUUACAUAACUUUAAACUGUAACAGCCUUAACGGAU